Blastomyces gilchristii SLH14081 is the source of this 4425-nucleotide messenger RNA. RefSeq names its product lanthionine synthetase C family protein. The transcript has 4 exons. The record is from RefSeq and is a predicted model, not a curated record. Gene Ontology annotation, cellular component: plasma membrane. Lineage: Eukaryota; Fungi; Ascomycota; Eurotiomycetes; Onygenales; Ajellomycetaceae. Gene Ontology annotation, biological process: carbohydrate metabolic process; peptide modification. The coding region runs from base 366 to 1907 and encodes 513 amino acids.
GCUGAUUUGAUAUAAAUCAGAGAAUCGAGUCAAAAUCCGAAUCCCUCCUCCCCAUAAUUCAGCCGCUAAACUUUCCAAAAAGAGGUCUAGCGCCUGGGCUGGUUGAAAUAAUCACCUUUCCUGUGAAUUGUAAAGCUUGUUGCAAUGAACACGGUUCAUUUGAAUACCUGGUUUCUUGUUUGAUGCCCAUAUGGCCAGAACAGCCCGCGGGAUGGAAUGACGCAUAUGUGAGGCAUUUUGCCGUCACUCAUUGAGUAGUUAAGUUACAACGAAUGACGUCACCGCAACAACUUCCCCAAGAACAUCAGUAUAAUGGCUGAAUAGAUUUUUAAUUAAACAUCAAUCUCAGCUUAAAGUCGUUCAUCAUGGCCCCUCAAUAUUAUGAAAAUCAGCUUGAUCUUAUCACCUUAGAUGAUGAGGUACUGCACCAAGUGCUUCGUGAACUGCAAGGGGCUGUGAAGCGCGCCACAGACAUUAUCAAGAUAAACGUCCCUGAACCGCUUCCCGACGACAAGAAUGCGUUUGGUUCUAUCUACAAUGGGACUCUUGGGGUUGCUCUUAUGUUUCUCCGUCUCCAGCAACAAGCGAGUUAUGUUGAGGACGGCGAGGAAGCCCCGCGCCUAGCAUCAGGAUUUUAUGAACGGGCCUAUUCAAGAAUUAGCUACAGUGUUUCAGAGACCAGUCACUUGAGGCCUGGGCGAUUAUCACCGCUUGGGUCAUCUACUCUGGGCGCUUGCGUCCUCCGAGUCUCCGCAGCCCUUGCCGGACCUACUUUGCAGAAAGCGUCUGACCUUGACAUCGACAUACUUAAAACCGCCACAGAGUUCGCUAUUAAACAGGGAACAGUCCUAGGCGGUGAUGAAGCAUUAUACGGACGUGCUGGGUUGUUACUGGCGCUUUUGCAGAUCCGACAACAGUGCAAAGACGAGGAAAACACUGCAGCGUUAACCCCUGUCUUCACAAUGAUCCCGAGGCUUGUAACUAUUAUCCUGGAGUCUGGAAGGGUAGGUGCUACUGAUUACGAGGAUGCAUACGGAGAUCAGGAUGUCUUGCCACUCAUGUGGCCAUGGCAUAACAAAUAUUAUCUCGGAGCAAUCCAUGGGAUAGCUGGUAUUUUGUCCGUUCUUCUCGCCUGCAAGCCUGACGAGCUUGACGACGGCACCAUUAACCACUUACCGAUUAUUGCUGAAACUAUAAGUGGGCUAUGCAAGCUUACUAUUGAGAAUGGCGGCGAUCUCCCUUCUUCGCUUCCCAUCCGUUCAUCCUCCCGUUAUGCCUCUUACGUGCAGAUCUGCCAUGGCUCCCCGGGAAUGCUUAUCCUCCUUGCCCAGGCGCGAAACAGCACCCAGCUAAUGCGCUCAUUCUGGGAGCCAGACUGGGACAAAGCCAUCCGGAUUGGAAGUAGGCAAGUGUGGGAACGAGGAUUACUGUUCAAAGGGGGCGGAAUAUGCCACGGCAUUGCGGGAAAUGCGUGGCCCUUGUUAUUACUGCACGAUAGCUUUGAAUACGGGAACGAACGCACGGAGCUAGCGAAACUCUCGUUCAAGGAUAGAACUGGCUCUGAUGCUUCGGCAGAGGAGGAACUCACGCCAGAUUAUUUCCUCUCUAGGGCCUUGACAUUAUUGCUCUACGCACGAAAAACUCCACCGUUCCAUCACCGUGAAUUCCGUGACGAACGCGAAUUUCGCUUGCCAGAUACCCCUUAUAGCCUUUUUGAAGGGUUGGCGGGCACCUGCGCUACAUGGGGGGAAGCGUGUGUGGUCAUUAAAGCCCGAUUGAGGAAACAGGAGUUGGUCGAUAAAAGCAGUGGUAUUUCGUCUGAAGAGAUAGAAAGGGAUGAAUUACUUUCUAUUCAUUUGCAGCAUGAGUUGGGGUUUCCUGGCCUUACGCUGGGAGGAUUGCGUUGAUAAAUCGUGGAAAGUAAUUCUCCUUUUCUGGUUUCAUUCGACAUUUUAUGAUUGAUAUGUGAUGAAUAUUAUUCUAGGAGGCGCUACUGCAAGUUUAUUACUAUUCCCGCCUUGUUCAAAACAUGUUGUUGGGUGGUUCGAUCACAAAGAAUGGGGCUUGAUACCUCAAAACGGGAAAUUCGAAAUUAGGGUGUCAAAUCUCCGUCGCUGAUAGUAUAUGUACGUUUCUGCAAAAAUUGGACUACGUAGCUACGAAUAUAUUAAAAGUAAUGCAAAUCAUAAAAAUAGCUUCAAAUUUCGAGGCUCUAUCAAAAAUAUGCCAACCACCGAACAUGCAUACCUCACCCAAGGAUAACGAUCACAUGCCAUCGUCUAGGCCAUCAUCCGCCAACAAUGCAGCAUAAUCAUCCGCAGACGCGAAAAGGGGCAAGUGUUUGAGUUUCCUCCUUUUCUGUCUACUCGUAGAUUUGCCUCCUUUGGGCGAGGCUUCAGCGAGUAGCUCUUCAACCCCAUUGUCCAGGUCAGAAGGCACAUCGUCAUCACUGUCCCGGAAUGCAUCUUCGUCUGAGACAUCCAUAUCGAAUGCAUCCUCAUCCCCAAAGCCCUCGAAACCGUCGAUUUCCUCCGCUGCAUGCCCUUUAUCUUGCUCUACCCCAACCCCUGACUCAUCACUCUCAUCAUUGAAAAUUACCCCUUCCUCAUCCUCGUCAUCAUCGCCACUUUCCAUAUCAUCCAUAUCAAGAUCAUCAAGCUCAUCUUCAUCAUCACCCAUGGCGGAUGCCAAAUCAUCGACGUCGAUAUCAUCGUCACUCUCACCAUCGCCCUCAAGCUCGGGUCGAGACUGAACAAGAGCCUUCCAAAUCUCUGAUUCAUCAUAACUCUCAGCCCCAUCCUUAUCCCGGGCACCAGUCUUCUUCUUCGACUUCAGUUUGCGCACAUUAUCCUUAUCCAUGCGAUUGAAGUACUCGUGGAAGAAUACAUCUUCAGCAGCAACUUUGUCACUUUCCCUUUUCCAGAACUCUUCCCUAUUAACUGGUUCCUGCGCCUUGCCCAUUCCUCCAGAUGUGACUAGUAAGCCUCUAUUGUCGCCUCCAGCGAGCGGCUGCAUAAUGGAAGCCCCACGCAUACUGGGAGCCGCCUUGGGAUUACGGUAGACAAAUCGGUCCAAGAAGUGUGUAAGAGUGUGAAUAGAAAGAUCAGGCUUGCCAGACAUAGGUUCGUGGUGCAGUAGAUGAGAAGCGUUAACGGAAACGGAGGGAUGAAAGUGAGAAACGUAGGGAAGCUAUAUUUGAUUAUUAAUGACAAUCGUCAAGGAGCUCGAGGCAGGGAAGGGAGGGAUACUUACCAGUUCCCAGAGACAACUUCUAUCAGCAUUGCUAUGUUCGGGGUCUCUUUUACGAGGGUCAUAUCGAUUUUCAUUUUUCUUCUCGGUCUGCUCCGGCGCUUGCUCCGCGGUCUGCUCUCCAUCCUCCGGAACAUCUCUAAAAAUCUCCUCGUCGUCGUCUUCGAUGUUUUCUUGUUCGUCCAUGAGCGUGGAGAGAUUUAUAAAAACCUUCUCCAGCUCCCUUAUCAAAUAGAACACGCCACAAAUGAAAGAUGGGUGAUGUAGUGAUAGGAUUUGAACCAGUCGUUUUACGAAAGCCUUAACUCUCCUGACAUUCAAGUCAGUCUUUAGAGAUUUAUAUAAGAGAUUUAGGUACAACGACUGCUUUGACGAGGAGGAUAUUCGGGGGUCGAGUAGGGACUCAUAGAGGGUUCGAUAAAAUCGGUCCAACGACACUUGGUGAGAAGACGAUAGCUGCUGGAUAAGCAUCAACGCUUGGAUGCUAGUGUUGAAGUUCGAGGAAUGGGUGAUACGGAAUAAAGUAUCAAUAUGCUUCGAAAGCCUGCCAGUAAAAAAAAAAGAAUGGUUAGCAUCAUUGAUCAAAGAUAACAGGCUGGCGGAUAUCCUUACUUUUCGACAUCAGAGCUGGUGAACGGAUAAGCUCGAUUGACGCCAGUCAAAACGCCCGCAAUCAACUUCUCGCGCAACUCAGUUUCCUGAGCCUGUCCUUUUGGAACUGCGGCGCCUCCACGUCGCUUUUUAGAUUUUGCAUCGUGUCUCCCAUGUUUAUGUUCCGAGUUGCCUGCGGAAUCCUUGGUCGGCUUCAGCAGAGCAACGAAAAGACCAAAAUAUAUAUCGAGGAGCUUUGACGCAACAUCCUCUUCGCCACUUCUCAAGACUGUCUGGUUGAGGGUGAUUAUUGCAUAAUACUUUGCAUGCUGGCUUUGGCCUGGUCGGAAAAGAAUGUCUGAUUCGACCGCUGAGAUUAUGAUUGGUUUCAUCAAAGGGUGGGACUGUUCAAGCUGUAGUAGAAGAUAAGACGCCCGCGAAGCGAUCUUUUUGUUUGGAUCACCAAGUUUAUUGACCAGGAGGCGCAACAAAUUGGACUCCUGUUCUGGCUUUUCUUUUAAGAGCUCGUAAACAUAGCUUACUGCUUUGGAUCGCGAAAAUUCGAUUUCAUCAUUACACCAAAUU